Molecule: messenger RNA, 861 nt
Organism: Varroa destructor (honeybee mite)
Lineage: Eukaryota; Metazoa; Arthropoda; Arachnida; Mesostigmata; Varroidae
Source: RefSeq, a predicted model, not a curated record
CCAGGGGCAACCACAAUACCGAAAUUUCAUCAAAAAAGUGGACGUUGUAGAAAAACAGGAGACGUCGUCCGUAUACUAAAUAGGAGCUCUCACCGACAAAAGGAGUUUUUAAGUUCGCUUUUCGCCACUGCAAGAAUUUGAGAGCAGGAUGAGAGUCUUGUUUGCUGUUACCGUUAUGCUGAUGGCUAUGCUGAUAGGUUCGGCCUCAGCACUGAUUAAGGAAAAACUUUUGAUUAGAGGAGCAGCUGCGGGAGCUGCCGGUGCAGUUGGUGCCGCUGGAGGAUUUCUAGCCGGAUCUGCCCUUCCGGGACUUCUACACCACCGCUCCGCUCCAGUGCACCACGUAAAACACGUUAAACAUAUACAUAUCCAUCCGGAACCUUCUAUCAAGGUCAUCCAUGAGCCCAUCAAGGUCGUGCAUGCCCCCGUCGAACACGGAUGGAAUCAGGAAUGGUAGAUAGUUGAUUUGUCGCUGCUUCGCUAUGCGUACGCUGAACGUGUUGCCAUCAGUUGCGACCUGUGUUUCCAAUCGUAAUUGUAGCUUUCCUUGUCUGGUUUUGCCAAUUCUCCACAUACGCAAAGCCACUGGCCAGCUCUUGUACAUGUCGAUCAAACGUAACCUGUAUAGUUCGUUUUGUUGUCUGUGUUAAAUGUUCCAAAUUGGGAAGAGCAAGAAGGACGUUGUCAUGCUGUACAUAGUAACGAGUAAUUGAAAACGGUUUGUAUGUGAGUAAAUUUGUACAUACUUGUUUAUAACUCCACAGUCCAAUAUAAUGGACGUUUUUUUUUGUUAUGUCCUUUCGUGUUUUCAAAUCUGUCUGACUAGAAGUUGUCAAUAAAAUGCGUGCUUAUACCAUAAUA